This is a messenger RNA of Ophidiomyces ophidiicola, 1854 nucleotides long. RefSeq lists its product as uncharacterized. Gene Ontology annotation, cellular component: mitochondrial inner membrane. Bases 1 to 1854 code for a protein of 617 amino acids. Gene Ontology annotation, biological process: electron transport chain. The record is from RefSeq and is a predicted model, not a curated record. Lineage: Eukaryota; Fungi; Ascomycota; Eurotiomycetes; Onygenales; Onygenaceae. The transcript has 2 exons. Gene Ontology annotation, molecular function: electron-transferring-flavoprotein dehydrogenase activity; iron-sulfur cluster binding.
AUGGCUUCAAAAUCCGCCAUUCUGCCGCUUUUGAGACGGGAGGUGCUCCCGACGUCCGGCCGGCCGUGGGCCAAGGCCGCACCGACGAAGCGCUGUGCUCGAUACUCUACGCGGACUACAGAAGCUCUUCAGCCGCUGUCGACGUCGCCGGCGCCUUCGAGGAAGCUCAGACACAGGGAAAACUGGCUUCGGACCGCAAUUGUAAGUCAGCGGCGAACUUUGUCCGGCACACCGGCUCGACAGAAUGCGGAAACUAGCGAGGAUACGUUUGAUCCGUCGCAGCUGGAGAGGGAAUCGGAUAGUGUGGAUGUGUGCAUAGUAGGCGGAGGUCCCGCCGGUCUUGCGGCGGCUAUCAAACUAAAACAGCUAGCGAACGAGGCUGGGAACGACGAGUUUCGCGUUUUGCUUCUAGAAAAGGCUGGCGAGAUCGGAGACCACAUCGUAUCCGGCAACGUCCUUCAGCCCACGGCUAUGAACGAGUUGAUUCCCGAUUGGCUAUCUGAAGACAAUCCUUCGCGAUUUGAACAUGUUACGCCUGCGAAGGUUGAUAGAAUGCGCUUCCUUACUGAAAACGCUGCAAUAUGGCUGCCCGAACCCCCGCAAAUGAACAACCAUGGCAAUUACAUCCUCAGUCUAAGCCAGCUUUGCAAAUGGCUGGGGGAGCGGGCGGAGGAAAUAGGGGUUGAAAUAUACCCUGGCUUUGCCGCAAGUGAAGUACUAUAUAAGCCUGACGGCUCUGUGAAGGGUGUUGCGACAAAUGAUCUUGGAAUUGGACGGGAUGGAAAACCGAAAGAUUCUUUUGAGAGAGGCAUGGAAUUCCAUGCUCGCGUUACACUUCUCGCGGAAGGGUGCCAUGGAAGUUUAACAAAGCAGGUUAUCAAGAAAUUCGACUUACGUCGAGACUCGCAACCACAGACAUAUGGACUUGGGAUAAAGGAAGUUUGGGAGGUGAAGCCGGAAAAUUUCCGAAAAGGUGAAAUUACUCACACUAUGGGAUGGCCUUUACCCCCCGAUACGUAUGGCGGAUCGUUCAUGUAUCAUUUUGGAGACAACAUGGUGGCUUUGGGCCUGGUAGUUGGCCUUGACUAUCCUAAUCCGUGGUUAUCUCCGUACGGUGAGUUCCAGAAACUCAAACAUCACCCUUUAUUCAAGUCAGUGCUUGAAGGAGGAAAAUGCGUGUCUUAUGCCGGCCGUGCUCUUGUUGAAGGCGGGUUGCAGUCGAUACCGAAAUGCGCGUUUCCAGGUGGAGCGCUGAUUGGAGACAGUGCCGGGUUCAUGAAUGUUCCAAAAGUCAAAGGAACUCAUAGCUCUAUGUUGUCCGGAAUGUUAGCCGCUAAAGCUGCAUUUUCGGCUUUGUCGGGAACAGAAGACAGAGGUAGCGUAUUCCUCUACGAAUAUGAGGACGCUUUGCGAAACUCUUCAAUAUGGAAAGAGUUAAGUGAAGUGCGUAACAUGCGCCCUUCCUUUGGCACCUCAUUAGGUCUGUAUGGUGGCAUUUUAUACUCCGGCCUGGAGGCAUAUUUGUUCAAAGGCAGAGUCCCGUGGACUCUGAACCACCAUUCGACAGAUCAUGCGGCCACAAAACCAGCAUCUCAGUUUCAAAAGAUUGAAUACCCAAAACCGGAUGGCGUGCUCAGUUUUGAUAUUUUGACCAGUGUGAGCCGCACCGGCACAAAUCACGAGGAGGACCAGCCAGUUCAUUUACAGGUUAAGGACUGGGACAAACAUACAGAUGCAGCUUGGCCAAAAUACCAAGGUGUGGAGAACAGGUUUUGUCCGGCCGGUGUUUACGAAUAUAUUGAAGAUUCGUCGAAACCUCACGGUGUGAGGUUCCAGAUCAACUCCCAAAAGUAG